Messenger RNA from Orbicella faveolata, 756 nucleotides. RefSeq lists its product as uncharacterized. Gene Ontology annotation, biological process: lipid transport; signal transduction; lipoprotein metabolic process. Gene Ontology annotation, cellular component: membrane; extracellular region. Gene Ontology annotation, molecular function: lipid binding; identical protein binding. Lineage: Eukaryota; Metazoa; Cnidaria; Anthozoa; Scleractinia; Merulinidae. The record is from RefSeq and is a predicted model, not a curated record.
AGUCAUAGAACAAUGCAGACUGUCAGUUAUUGUUACAUCGGCAAUUGCUUUAUAUUUUACUCAAUGGACGUCCCACGGCAAUACUUUUUUUGAAUGUUCUCCAUCUCAACAGGCGCUAUCAGCGACCGAGAGUAUCAAAUUAGGCUGCAAAGAGAUCAGCAAAGAGAAGACCGCAAAGAAGACACUGAAGAACCAAUUGGUGAUAUUGAAAGAGAUUUUACCGAAACCUUAUACCAAUUUGGAAACACACAACCUGUCAAGCUCUUACGCUUCUUGGUUUAUACAGCAGCCAAACUGGGCGCUCAGCAAUUUAUUGAAGCAAUCUUCAACUCUUCGGCUGGAAGGGUAGUCUUUGAAGCUUAUAAGGACAGUUCACAAUUGCCAGAAGUUAUUGCCAAAGAUUAUGGUAACGAAGAGACUGCACAUUACCUCGAAGGCAUAACCAAAAGGUUUUCUAGUGAGAUUAGCAGUGGUCAAGAAUGCUCCCAAACAAUAGACUGGUUAGAACUUGCGAAAGUCUUUGGAGAAGCCCAGAGAAAGCUUGAUCUUACCAGCAAAAACGAAAACGGUCAAGAUAAAAGUGAUGAUCCCAAGGAAACUGGCUAUUUAGAAGAUGCUGAUACAUCUUCCAGUGAAGCAUCAGCGCCACAAAGCUCGGACUCUGAGGAUGAUAUCUCCGUUGGAACAACAACGACAACAACAGCAACAAGGAAAGGUAUAAUAGUUUCGCCAAAGCUACCGCCUUGUGAUAGUUGA